Messenger RNA from Pollicipes pollicipes, 1346 nucleotides. Its product is annotated as guanine nucleotide-binding protein G(I)/G(S)/G(T) subunit beta-1. Bases 275 to 1297 code for a protein of 340 amino acids. Gene Ontology annotation, biological process: signal transduction. Lineage: Eukaryota; Metazoa; Arthropoda; Thecostraca; Pollicipedomorpha; Pollicipedidae. Gene Ontology annotation, molecular function: protein binding. The transcript is spliced from 9 exons. The record is from RefSeq and is a predicted model, not a curated record.
CCGUGCCGGCAUGGUCCGCUAGGCUCUGCCCCGCGUCGUCCGCAGUCUGGUCCGCGAGCGUCAGUGGUCGCCGCCGCCGCCGCCGAGCUGCCGCCUCCGCCAUCUUGGCAUGCGGGAGCGGCGCGCCGCCGGCGGGGAUCUUGGAGAGGGUGGCGUCGUGACUUACCGGCCAGCGCGCCGCCUCAGAUAGCCGGCGGCGUCGACCGCGUGGCUCGCACGGGCGCCCAGCGCCGCAUGAGCACACGAGAUUUUUUAUACUUAAUUUUUAGCAAGUAUGAAUGAGUUGGAUACAUUGAGGCAAGAGGCGGAGACAUUAAAAAACGCCAUUCGAGAUGCCCGGAAAGCUGCGUGCGACACGACCCUGGUGCAGGCCACGGCCAGCAUGGAGCAGAUCGGCCGGAUACAGAUGCGCAACCGACGCACACUGCGCGGUCACCUGGCCAAGAUAUACGCCAUGCACUGGGGCUGCGACUCGCGGAACCUGGUGUCAGCAUCGCAGGAUGGCAAGCUGAUCGUGUGGGACAGCUACUCCACCAACAAGGUGCAUGCCAUCCCGCUGCGCUCCUCCUGGGUCAUGACCUGCGCUUAUGCGCCCUCGGGCAACUUCGUGGCCUGCGGUGGCCUCGACAACAUCUGCUCGAUAUACAGCCUGAAGACGCGCGAGGGCAGCGUACGCGUCAGCCGAGAGCUGCCCGGCCACACGGGCUACCUCAGCUGCUGCCGCUUCGUCGACGACAACCAGAUCGUGACCAGCUCCGGUGACAUGACCUGCGCCCUCUGGGACAUCGAGACGGGCCAGCAGUGCAUGGCGUUCACCGGCCACACGGGCGACGUGAUGUCGCUCUCGCUGGCGCCCGACAUGCGCACGUUUGUGUCCGGCGCCUGCGACGCCUCGGCCAAGCUGUGGGACGUGCGGGAGGGCGUGUGUCGCCAGACCUUCUCCGGACACGAGUCUGACAUCAACGCCAUCGGGUUCUUCCCCAGCGGGCACGCGUUCGCCACGGGCUCCGACGACGCCACGUGCCGGCUGUUCGACAUUCGCGCCGACCAGGAGCUGGCCAUGUACUCGCACGACAACAUUAUCUGCGGCAUCACCAGCGUCGCCUUCAGCAAGUCGGGCCGCCUCCUGCUGGCCGGCUACGACGACUUCAACUGCAACGUCUGGGACGCCAUGCGCACGGAGAGGGCCGGCGUGCUGGCGGGCCACGACAAUCGCGUCAGCUGUCUGGGCGUGACCGAGGACGGCAUGGCCGUCUGCACCGGCUCUUGGGACAGCUUCCUCAAAAUCUGGAACUAGCGGCGUGUGCGCCCGAGCCGGGCCGCCCGCACGCGGACCGGCGCCGCGC